This is a messenger RNA of Cantharellus anzutake, 465 nucleotides long. RefSeq lists its product as uncharacterized. The record is from RefSeq and is a predicted model, not a curated record. Lineage: Eukaryota; Fungi; Basidiomycota; Agaricomycetes; Cantharellales; Hydnaceae. The transcript has a single exon. Bases 1 to 465 code for a protein of 154 amino acids.
AUGAAGUACAUCCUGCUGUCGUUGUGGAGGCAUCAUCCCUCCAAUGAGGCAAGGGCUUGUAGGGCAGCCAAUACGACCACCUUCAAAUUCUCGAAACUGCAUGUGGGCGACUACCCCAUACCUCCUCCCCCUCCAUCGUGGUCAGGGCACUUCGUGCCUGAACCAGCUCCACCUGCACCUCCACAAAAGACACGGGUUUCUCUCUCUCAAUUAAUGGAUGGCAACUAUGGCCAUCUACCCGCUGCCAUGCGCCCUCCCACCCCACUGCCUAUCCCCGAUGAGGACGAGGAUAUGAAGAGUGAUGGCAAGGUGACUACAGGGUCAGUCAACGAGGCUGCCCCUCUUCCUGAACAUCGUUUCCCUGCUGUGAUCCGGUCUGAGACCGAGGCUGCUGUUGCUGGUCCUUCAGACCUUUCUAAUGCUGCCAUUUCGGCUACCACUGGCCCUUCCUCCAAGAAGGUUUAA